AAAGAGCUUGAACCAAAAAACAAGCAGAACAGACCCCAAGAGGAAUCCUGACUAGACUCUGAAGCAACAAAGAAAGCCUGGAAGACAUGAUGCUGAAGACAGUCAUCUACACUGGAGUCCUGCUUCUCAUUUGCAAUAAGGUCCUAGCUAGGGCAGAUCCACUCUACAGUCCUUAUUCAUCCAAAGACCUAGACAACUUGAAGACUCUGCUUGAACGCUUUGAGGAUACCUUGGGUCAAGACGAAGGCAAUGACAAUCAGCAGGAUUAUGACAUUGCAAACCCAGAGGGUGAAGGAUCCCAAGCUGGCUCCCCCUGGGACAGGGAAAGGGAGAGACAGAGGCCAGCUUCCGACUUCAAGAAGCCACAGGAGGGCUACCAGUCGCAGAGCAGCAGGCUCCGAGAUCUUCUGAUGGCUACAAGAAAUAACAGAGGUUCCUCUGGCUGCUUUGGUUCGAGAAUCGACAGAAUCGGCUCUAUGAGUUCUAUAGGAUGUGGGGGUUCCAGGAAAGGUUAGGCUUCUGAUGCAGUGAAGGAAUCUACACAAACAGUAAUUUUAAAAAAGGCUAAAAAUGAAUACUGGAUUUAUAAUUAUUUAUAAUCACUAAUUUAUAGUGAUGUUGGUUAGCUAGAGAAUCACACCUGUACUGUGUAUGUGUGUGUGGUGUGGUCU
Molecule: messenger RNA, 671 nt
Organism: Polyodon spathula (Mississippi paddlefish)
Lineage: Eukaryota; Metazoa; Chordata; Actinopteri; Acipenseriformes; Polyodontidae
Product: natriuretic peptides A
Exons: 3
Coding region: 87-515 (142 amino acids)
Biological process (GO): negative regulation of systemic arterial blood pressure; cGMP biosynthetic process; receptor guanylyl cyclase signaling pathway
Cellular component (GO): cytoplasm; nucleus; extracellular region
Molecular function (GO): hormone activity; hormone receptor binding
Source: RefSeq, a predicted model, not a curated record